Paramecium octaurelia is the source of this 774-nucleotide messenger RNA. NCBI's taxonomy places the organism in Eukaryota, Ciliophora, Oligohymenophorea, Peniculida, Parameciidae. The record is from the annotation of a GenBank genome assembly.
UUGCGAAUGUUUAGACUGUGGUGGCAAGGUUAAUAAGAAAAUUCUGGUUUGCAAAAAAGAGUUAAUAGACCCACAAUAAUCUUACAUUAAAUCCAGAUUACCAGCUUCACCUUAAUUGUCAAUAUAACCAUAAAAUGUUAGACCAUCUAAUAGAGAUUUAAGUUUGAUAGGCUCUUCGGCUCAUUUUAGUAUUAAUUUAAUUAAUUUUUAUGUGAUAAGCAUUCUAAAUAGACCAUUUAAAAAAGUAAUCGUGUCUCCAUUUUGCCUGUUAUUCAAUUGAUACAAGCACAAAAUUUAAUGAAAAAAAUUAGUACAACUCAAAAAAUUGAAAAGGAAGCAAAAGCUAAAAUGAGCAUAUCAACUCACAGUCUAUUUAAUAAGGUUCAAUAGAAGAUGAUUAUUAAUAAGGAUUAAGAUACUGAUAAAUUAAGAUCAGUAUUAGAAAUAGAUAAUAAUAAACAAAAAAAAGAAGAGACAAAUAAAUAACACAAAUAGACUCCAAAUUAUGGUUAAUUUCGAAUUAAAACUGAAAGUGCCAACUAUUAUUUUGCUUCAAUUAAAUAAAAGAAAUCUGCAGUUAAUAUUCCUCGUCUAUGUUUGGAUGAGAAUAAAAAGAAUAGUCUAAGUAUUUUUGAAUCAAAAACACCAAGACUUUUGUUGGCAAGAAGUGAAAAAUAUAAUUAAAAACAACCUUUAACCUAAAGACUUAUGUGUACAUAUCUAAAAAAAGAAAAUACUAAUUCUAAAUUAAUAAAAAGUAGUAACAAAACUUGA